Molecule: messenger RNA, 760 nt
Organism: Punctularia strigosozonata HHB-11173 SS5
Lineage: Eukaryota; Fungi; Basidiomycota; Agaricomycetes; Corticiales; Punctulariaceae
Product: cyanamide hydratase
Exons: 5
Coding region: 1-720 (239 amino acids)
Source: RefSeq, a predicted model, not a curated record
AUGUCUUCGUACCCUGCCGGAUUCACUCCUGUUCCGCGCGAUCCAUCGCAGCUGCCCUAUGCGAAGCUCAACCCUCCCGCAGCGUCCAUCUCGCUCGCCGACGUCCCCCUUCCGACGUCGAAGCUGAUCGAGGAGGCCAAGACGUUCCUCGAACCCGAGCUCGGGGAGAAGAUAUGGAACCACUCGCACCGCGCGUUUCUGAUCGGAUCGGCGGUGGCCAAACUCCAAUUCGCUACGGACGGGACCCUCGCGAAUGCUUACGAUGCCGAAAGCUUCUAUCUCGCGUGUCUAUUCCACGACAUCGGAUGCACGCCAGCCAACAUCAAAAAGACUGAGCUCUCUUUCGAGUUUUGGGGCGGUCUGACAACGCGACAGUGGCUACUCGACCACGGCGCAUCCUCCGACCUGGCCGACUCCGCCUCUGAGGCCAUAUUCCGGCAUACCGACUUCAACAACGGCAAAAUCUCCUUCAACGGCCAGCUCAUACAGAUCGGAACCCUCUUCGAUAACGUUCACGAACACGCGCACCUGCUACCCGAGUCGUUCGUUGCGGAACUCAUGGAGGCGUAUCCGCGUCAUGAGUGGGGAGGGUGUUUCAAGGGCGCGAUGGAAUCGGAGGUCGAACACAAGCCUUGGUCGCAUGCGUCUGAACUCAAGGAGACGGGCGCCGCUGCGUGGGACAGGAUCCUUGGGAACGCAUUGGAGAAGACGUACGCGUGAAAAUACGUACGACGAAUGCGAGCAAUUCAAUGAAAUUACC